UCCUGAAAAGAAAAUGGCGUUCAUCUGGAAGUCCUUAUUUUGGUGGAACCUUGUUACUGUAAUAUUUCUGCUGAAUACUGACGUUUGUUUAGGCAUUGCACAUACAGUUAUUGAUUGUAUGAAUGGUGGAAGACCUGGAGAGAGUCUAACGUUAACCUGCAAAAUAACCGGUACUAUAGUUAGUGGAAUCCGAUGGCUCCGACAUAAUGGUGGAUCAUCAGAAGUGGUUAUACUAUGCAACACUGCAAACACGAUAUGUGAUCCAUCUGGGGGGAAAACUGGCUACACUGGUACUAUUGUAUCACCUACACAACAUGAUCUAACCAUCCACUCGUUUAGUAAUGAAGUAGAUGUUGGAGAAUGGAUUUGUCGUGAUGGACCAUUUGGAGCUGGUCCAUUUUCAUGUAACAUGACUCUCUACACUCCUCCAGAUCCCAACCCAGAGAGUCAGGUUUCGGAAUCCACCAUUAUCAUACUACUAGUAGUGAUAGGUGUUCUACUGGUCGUCACUGUUGCAGUAUCGUGGCUGUGUUACAAGAGAACGAAGCGAGAACCGAAAUCUGAGCAAGAGAAAGCUGAACAGAUAACUCAAGAGGGAGUAGAUGAGAGAGGCCAAGUUGACAAACCAGCUGUCGAACAGAUAGAUUAAUUAGUUGUAAAUUUGCUUACUAUUGAAUGCUCGGAUCAGUCGAGUUCACCAACCAUUGGCCAAUUGAAACAGUUAACGAAUUAAAUCAUAACAGUACAAUCUUGCAUCACUUUCACAAACUGACCGAGCACACAUAGCAUCAUGUUAUUUUUCUUCCAGUUCUGUGUUGGUGGAUGUAUUAGUUAGUUAAUUGAUUUAAAAAAAAAGUUAUUUUACUCUUUAUUCGAACGCUGGCAAUAACGUAUUUAUGUAAUACACAACAGGGGUUGAAAUAAUGUGUAUACGUUCAGGGGACAAUCUGUCUACAGGAUGAGUCAAGUUGGGGAUCAAUUAGGAGGCAGUAUUUCUAGAUUUAAACAGAUCUAAAUUGUUCACAUGUGUAUAUAACGAUUAAUAAUUUCAUAUUUCCUGUUCGUCGAAAACACUGAUCGCUUAUGUUCGACUGGUUUUCAUUUAUAUAGUUAGACGCCCAAUAGCCGAUGUAUUUUUUCUGCUGGGGUGUCAUUAAAUAUGUAUUCUAUUCCAUUGGUUUUCUUUACUGUGUUUAAAGGUAUGAUAAAAGGGAUCCAUAUAUUUAAUUUUUUAAAGUAUAAACUGCUUCUAUCGUGCAUUUUCUUUGUUUUGUUACACGUUAUAUGAAAUAAAAGGAUGCGAAAAGUGACUUUAGUGGACUUACAAUUGUUUUUAUAGUCUGGUCGUUGAAGUGUUUGACCCGGAGAAAAAUGUAUAAACAAUUAUUUCUGAUACAACAUAUUUUAAAUCCA
Molecule: messenger RNA, 1413 nt
Organism: Gigantopelta aegis
Lineage: Eukaryota; Metazoa; Mollusca; Gastropoda; Neomphalida; Peltospiridae
Exons: 4
Coding region: 14-649 (211 amino acids)
Source: RefSeq, a predicted model, not a curated record